AUGAGAAACCCUAUCUUGGAAAAGGAAGGCAGUUUUAUCAAGACCUUCUGGGAAAAUGCCUUUGGGUGUUCCUUCCGCACCUCUGUAAUACAAAAGGCAAAUGGGGCCACUUGUACUGGAAAGGAGAAACUGGAGGUCCUUCCUACAUCUGUGUUUGAUAUGGAAAUGAGUGGCCACAGCUACAGUGUCUACAAUGCUAUCAAUGUGGUGGCACAUGCUUUGCAUGACUUCUAUUCCUCUAUAAUGAAAUACAGAGCAUUUGGGAAAAUCAAGGGGAAACUUUUGAAUCAACAUUUAUGGAAGCUUAACUACAUUAUCCGAAGGAUUGCAUUUAAUAAUAGUGCUGGGCAACAAAUUGGGUUCAAUGAAAAUGGAGAAUUAGAGACUGGAUUUGAUAUUAUCAAUUGGAUCACAUUUUCAUAUUUGUCUUUUAAGAAAGUCCAAGUUGGAAGCAUAGACCUCAAGGACUCCAAUGAAAAAAUGGUCACCAUUUAUGAAGAUGAUAUUGUGUGGCCAAGCAGAUUUAAGCAGACCCAGCCACUUUCUCUGUGUAAUGGGAAGUGUGAUUCAGGCUACAGUAAGAUCAAAAUCGAAGGGAAACUAUUUUGCUGCUAUGACUGUCUUCGAUGUGCAGAAGGGAAGAUUUCUAACAGGGAGGACAUGGAUGAAUGUUUUCAAUGCCCAGAGGAUCACUAUCCCAAUGAGAAGAAGGUUUUGUGUCUCCCCAAAAUUGCAACAUUCUUGAACUACAAAGAAACCUUGGGAACAGUUAUGGCCAGUUCUUCUCUUUUCUUCUCUUUAAUCACAGUUGGAGUCCUUUGGGUCUUUAUUAAGCAUCAGGACACUCCCAUUGUCAGAGCUAACAACCGAAACCUCACAUAUGCCCUCCUUAUUGCUCUCCUGUUAUCAUUCCUUUGUACUUUGCUAUUCAUUGGGAAGCCUCAAAAGGUGACAUGUCUCUUUCGUCAAACUGCCUUUGGCAUCAUCUUCUCAGUGGCCAUUUCUUGUGUUUUGGCCAAAACCAUCAUUGUGGUUCUAGCUUUCAUGGCUACCAAGCCAGGGUCCAAGAUGACCAAGCGGGUGGGGACAAGACUUGGCAUGUUUAUAGUAUCCUGCUGUUCCUUUAUUCAAAUUAAAAUUUGUGUUAUAUGGCUGAUCAUCUCUCCCCCAUUCCCAGAUGCUGACAUGAAGUCAAUAGCAGAAGAAGUCAUUCUCGAGUGCAACAAAGGAUCUGCCUUCAUGUUCUAUGGUGUCUUGGGUUAUAUGGGCUUCCUUGCCGUUGUCAGUUUCACACUGGCCUUCCUAGCAAGGAAAUUGCCUGAUGCUUUCAAUGAAGCCAAGUUUAUCACCUUCAGCAUGUUGGUCUUCUGCAGUGUUUGGUUGUCCUUUGUUCCAGCAUAUCUGAGUUCGAAAGGAAAAUAUAUGGUUGCUGUGGAGAUCUUCUCCAUUAUAGCUUCCAGUGCUGGAUUACUGCUUUGUAUCUUUUCUCCCAAGCUGUACAUCAUUGUGCUGAGGCCUGAUCUAAAAAAAAAGAGCAGCUCAAAAGAGAAAAGGACAGAAUAG
This is a messenger RNA of Thamnophis elegans (Western terrestrial garter snake), 1563 nucleotides long. Its product is annotated as vomeronasal type-2 receptor 26-like. NCBI's taxonomy places the organism in Eukaryota, Metazoa, Chordata, Lepidosauria, Squamata, Natricidae. Gene Ontology annotation, biological process: G protein-coupled receptor signaling pathway. The transcript has 4 exons. Gene Ontology annotation, cellular component: membrane. Gene Ontology annotation, molecular function: G protein-coupled receptor activity. The record is from RefSeq and is a predicted model, not a curated record. The coding region runs from base 1 to 1563 and encodes 520 amino acids.